AAAGUGCCUGACAUAUCAGCUCCACAGGUUCACUCAGUGGGUAGUAAUUGGUUAGGUCUCAGCUGGAUUCCUCCAAAAUUCGACUGUGUGGCAGAACUUGAGUACAGAGUUCGCCAUUCGUCCAAAAAUAAGAAAUCGAGCGGAUACGAAAAGAUGGGUUCCUUCCAGAGCAACAAUUUACAGAAAGUGGGUGGCAGUGUAUCACCAUGCGUUGCCUGGCCUGAUCGUCACUGCCUCUUCCUCGCCAUUGACACGAGAAGCGGGUGCUCAGUAGCUAUACAGGUGAGACGUAUGACGGAUUUGCAAGAAAGUGAUCCAAUGAUUGUGAAGUUUUCACCAUCAAUAAAUACUGACAUUCCGGGACCGCCUCGUCGCCUCCGUGUGGUGGAGGCGGGGGCGACAUCGCUGGUGUUGCGCUGGGCCAGCCCGCUCGUCCUCGGUCGCCGCCUCGACAAGGUCGUCAUCAGAGCGCGCUCGACGGACGGAAAAGUCACUGCGUUGCCACCAACAAGUGUCACGUUAUGCCCCGAGUACGAGAAAACGGUAGAAAAUCUGGAGGAAAACACUGAAUACACUGUGAAUGUGUGGUUCACUUCGACCACAGGCAAAGAUGGUUAUAGUGCCAGACUUAAGGUUCGGACUCUACCCCAAUCAACAACGACAAUACCACCACCAACAAUAAUAACAACAUCGACAUCACCGGAAAAACCGACAUCAUCGAUGGAGGUUUCAAUGUGUGUGUCCUCGCCCCUUCCUCACCAGCUUCUAUCAGUACAAAAUGAGGAUAAGAAUCAAUGGAUAUGGGUUGCCGCUUGCUCUGUUCUCCUAGUGCUUGUCUUCGUUGCCUUCUUCGCUGGACGUCGGUGUGGAACCCAGAAGCAGUGGAAGAGUUCCCGUCUGGAGGAAACGCAAAGUUGUUACGGCACUGGCAAGAAAGGCGCUGGGGGUGGGGACGGCGACCGGGCUGUGCUGUGCGCGCGGGCGGGGGCGGGAGUGUGUACCCGCCGACCUCCUCGCGACUACGCCGAGCACUACGCCAACGUAGGCGCCCCAGGCGAGACGCCGCAGGCGUACUACGCGGAGGUGGGCGCCCCGCCCCCUCUGCCACCGCCCGCCGCCGCCCCCGCGCCCGCGCCCGCGCUCACGCCCGUCUACGCCGAGGUGGACCUGGAGAAGAAGCACGCUCAGCGCAAGAAA
Messenger RNA from Gryllus bimaculatus (two-spotted cricket), 1197 nucleotides. Lineage: Eukaryota; Metazoa; Arthropoda; Insecta; Orthoptera; Gryllidae. The record is from the annotation of a GenBank genome assembly.